AUGGAGGCCAACAAACAUUGUACUCCGCCGAGACAUGUCCGGCAAGAGGAAGGAGUUAAUACCUCGCCACCGUCGUACGAACUCCAAGAGAGGACUGGUAGUUUUAGCGUGACCUCGCCGAAAAAAAUAAAUGAAAAAAUAAAAGACGGCCUUCUUCAAGUUGGCAAAGUUCUCCUCCAAUUUGUUGUUGUGUACUCGCAGUUGAGUAGACAUUCAAAAGGAAAAGUUGAUUCCCUCGAGCCGUCUUCCCUUCGUGAGGUGAUCAUCCAGCUUGACGCAAUUUCGGAUUUCCCCGACAAGGUGUUCUUUGUUGCAACAACAAAGUUUGAAAAUCCAGCUUAUCAUCAGAUGAUUUUGUUCAUGAAAGGCGUUAAAGAGUGCUUGGUUUUUAGGUCCAACAAAGCGAGAUGUGACCUUGUCGAUGUGUCUUCCAGUUGUCCCAUGCUUCAAAAUUCAGUCAUGGACGCAUUAGUUUGGACGCUCCAGAUGACGACUACAUUGGCGCAAACCUGCGAAGAAACACAGAGUGUACAGAUGUUGAAAUUGGGCGGUUGGGAAGGAAGUGCCAACGACGUGCGUGUUUUUUCAUCGACACUCUCGGAUCCCCGUAACCAUUUCCCUUGGCCUCCAAUAGGUAAAUAUUACGUGGUUCAUUCUGGGUAUGUAAAUAUAACGGGAAAACGGUACCAUAUUCCUGAGUGGAUCGGUAUGAAUCGAGAUCUUACCAAUGCCUGGGAGCUCUACAGUAAGCGGCACGCUAUUGUUCAUAAUGGUCUAAUAUCGAACUACAAAUUGGAGAGACACGUUAAUAUUUUAAUUCUGUGUUGCGUGGCACACAAUUUCAUCAAGCGGUGGGGACAGAUUGAACAAUCGUUGACGUUCAAUGAUCCGGAUUGGCAGCCCAAUCAUGGUUCAGAUGAUCAAACGACACCUUUCAUCAAUACAACGGAUACCACUCUAACCGGAUUGUCGGAACAGUAUGCUUUAAUGAAUUCUAUAGCUACGACAUUACAGGAAAAUAGGUAG
This is a messenger RNA of Striga asiatica, 1026 nucleotides long. NCBI's taxonomy places the organism in Eukaryota, Viridiplantae, Streptophyta, Magnoliopsida, Lamiales, Orobanchaceae. The record is from the annotation of a GenBank genome assembly.